AUGUUCGAGCAGGCUUAUGCCAAUUCACCUGAAUCUCUCGCCUCCAAGGAGCUGUACAUGUUGAACAUGGUUUUCGCAAUUGGAUGCGGUGUUAUUGUUGGAGAGCCUAUCAAAACAGAAGCAUCCGGCACGGCGAAAAUCGACACCCAGUCGGGAAAGCGUCAGUGCGAGCCUGAGGAGUACCAUGCCAGCGCCAUUGUUCAUCUCGAGUCUUGCCUCAGCUUUAGUGGAGGAGGCUUGGAAGUCUUGCAGGCUGUUCUCCUUCUCGCAAAUUUUGCACUUCUUCGUCCAGUUCCUCCAGGCCUAUGGUACAUCACCGGUGUAGCGGUUCGCCUUGCCGUUGAUCUUGGAUUGCAUUACGAAGAGGGUGGUGAAGCAGAAAACUCCGGGCCAGAUGACCCGGCAAACGAACAAGAAUCAAGCACUCGAGAGCGCGCACGGCGGCAAUAUGUACGAGACAUGAGGCGGCGACUAUGGUGGUGCACCUAUUCAUUCGAUCGACUGGUCAGCACAUGUGUCGGGCGGCCAUUUGGUAUUAGUGAUCAGGUCAUCACUACCGAGCUUCCUUCUGUAUUGGACGACGACUAUGUUACUCCCACGGGCUUCAUCGACCCCCCGGUAGACGACGAACGGCCGAGCUACAAGCAUGUCGCCCAUCACUACUUCCGGCUUCGGAUGCUCCAAUCGGAAAUUCUCCAGGUUCUACAAUACAACCAAGCCCAACUUGCACGCCAAGGCAACCAGGUACCUUGCUAUCCUGAGAUGCGCAACCACACGCCGUCACCCUUCCUUGUCAAAUUCGAUUCAUUCCGGUCUUGGAGAAGCGACAUUGACAAACGUCUCUACCACUGGAAGUCAUCCGCGCCGACGAGACAAGAGACUGGUGUUGCAUUCUCAACCGAGUUCCUCGAGCUUAACUACUGGCAGGCUAUUAUUAUGCUUUACAGGCAGAGCCUGAGCGUCCCAGCCAUGUUCGAGGGAGAAUACAACACUUCGAAUGAGGUCAAUAGCCCCACGGCCUUCACCGCGGAGCUCCGAGAGGACGAAGACCACAUUUACCUCAAGGUAGCGGAGGCAGGACAGAAGAUCCUGCGCAUAUACAGACAGCUCCAUCUGAGCGGUCUUGUCAGCUACACAUACUUGUCGACUCAUCAUCUGUUCAUGGCUGGCAUUUCGUACCUGUACGCUAUUUGGCAUUCACCCUUGGUACGGAGUCGACUGUCCAUGGACGAGGUUGAUUUCACAGUUUUAGCAGCCAAGUCUGUUUUCACGGAUAUGAUUGACAAGUGCCCACCGGCUGAGACAUGUCGAGAUGCGUUUGAUCGAACAGCCAAGGCAACAAUCAAAAUGGCAAGCUCAAACGGCGGUUUCGGCACGAUGAACCCUCGACCGCGACGACAACGCAGAGAGACGACGACCUGGGUUACGGCCCCUGUGCCUGAGUCGAUGAAGUCGGCUUCGCACCAGCGAUCUCAGACGUCGGAUAGUCAAAGCUACCAAUUCGACUUGGCCAUGGGAGACAACAUAUCCUCACCGGGCAUAUCAGGAGGUGCUCCCUCGACGCAAACCACGCCACCACUGACGAAGUCAAAGACGUUUGACAGCGAUACUCUCAUGUCCGAGCCACGACGACACAGCGGAGGACCGAGUCCCGCGGACGGUUCGAUCAGCCAUGACGGCAGCUCCAUGGACGCGAUCGUUCGGUCGCCUCCGCUGCCUCGUCGCAUGACAACACAGGGAGGCAACAAUACGUUCAUGGGCCAGCAGUUUGGCAUGCAAGGGUCGAUGGAGUAUCCGGACAGCCAGACGAUGGAGUUCCUGCAGACACUUGGGGCCACGCCGAACGGGGAUUUCGCCGCCGUCGACCAGGCCCAGCUCGAUCUCGGGUUCGGGAUCAACUGGGAGGGGAUGCACAACGACUUUAGCGAGGGCGGACACAUCAAUCCGUUUGACACGUUCUUCUUCGGCGGACAGCCGAACGCGGGGAAUAAUGCUAAUAACAACAACGGGCAAUAG
Molecule: messenger RNA, 2016 nt
Organism: Cordyceps fumosorosea ARSEF 2679
Lineage: Eukaryota; Fungi; Ascomycota; Sordariomycetes; Hypocreales; Cordycipitaceae
Product: positive regulator of purine utilization
Exons: 2
Coding region: 1-2016 (671 amino acids)
Biological process (GO): DNA-templated transcription; positive regulation of transcription by RNA polymerase II
Molecular function (GO): zinc ion binding; DNA-binding transcription factor activity, RNA polymerase II-specific; sequence-specific DNA binding
Source: RefSeq, a predicted model, not a curated record